AUGUCGUCAACCUUUAGCGGCGAUGAAACGGCACCGUUCUUCGGCUUCCUCGGCGCCGCUGCCGCCCUAGUCUUCUCCUGCAUGGGAGCGGCUUACGGCACGGCAAAGAGCGGUGUUGGUGUGGCCUCGAUGGGCGUGAUGCGGCCGGAGCUGGUGAUGAAGUCUAUUGUGCCCGUGGUCAUGGCUGGUGUCUUGGGUAUCUACGGCUUGAUUAUUGCUGUGAUUAUUAGUACCGGUAUUAACCCUAAGGCCAAGUCCUACUAUUUGUUUGAUGGCUACGCUCACCUCUCUUCCGGACUCGCUUGUGGUCUCGCCGGCCUUGCUGCUGGUAUGGCCAUCGGGAUCGUUGGCGAUGCUGGUGUCAGGGCUAAUGCGCAACAACCAAAGCUCUUUGUUGGGAUGAUUCUUAUCCUUAUUUUUGCUGAAGCCUUGGCUCUCUAUGGUCUCAUUGUCGGCAUCAUCCUUUCUUCUCGUGCUGGUCAGUCUAGGGCUGAUUAG
This is a messenger RNA of Striga hermonthica, 498 nucleotides long. The record is from the annotation of a GenBank genome assembly. Lineage: Eukaryota; Viridiplantae; Streptophyta; Magnoliopsida; Lamiales; Orobanchaceae.